AUGACCGCCCACAAGAAAACAGCUAUCGUUUCUGUUUAUGAUAAAACCGGAUUAUUAGAUUUGGCCAAAGGUUUAAAUGAUAAUAAUGUUCGUAUUUUAGCUUCUGGUGGUACUGCCAGAAUGAUCCGUGAAGCUGGUUUCCCAGUUGAAGACGUCUCCUCUAUCACGCAUGCUCCAGAAAUGUUAGGUGGCAGAGUUAAAACUCUACAUCCAGCCGUUCAUGGGGGUAUUUUGGCCAGAAACCUGGAAAGUGACGAGAAGGAUUUAGAAGCUCAAAACAUUGAAAAAGUUGAUUUUGUUGUUUGCAACUUAUAUCCCUUCAAAGAGACUGUCGCCAAGAUUGGUGUUACUAUUGCUGAAGCUGUUGAAGAAAUUGACAUUGGUGGUGUCACUUUAUUAAGAGCUGCUGCUAAGAACCAUGCUAGAGUCACCAUUUUGAGUGAUCCAAAGGAUUAUCCCCGUUUUUUGCACGAGUUAUCUGCUGGAAAGGGUGAGUCCAUUACAUCUGAAUUGAGAAACACCUUGGCUUUGAAAGCCUUUGAGCAUACCGCCGACUACGAUGCGGCAAUUUCUGAUUUCUUUAGGAAACAAUAUGGUGAGGGAAAAUCCCAAAUAAACUUGAGAUACGGUGCAAACCCAUUUCAAAAACCAGCACAGGCUUUUGUCUCUUUACGCGAUGAAUUACCAUUCAAAGUUUUGAGCGGGUCUCCAGGAUAUAUCAACUUAUUAGAUGCUUUAAACUCAUGGCCAUUAGUUAAAGAAUUAUCUGCCUCUUUGAAUUUACCAGCUGCUGCUUCUUUUAAACACGUUUCUCCAGCUGGCUGCGCUGUUGGUUUACCGCUAAGUGAAGUUGAAAAACAGGUCUAUUUUGUCAAGGACAUUGAAAACUUAAGUCCUUUAGCUUGUGCCUACGCCAGGGCUCGUGGUGCUGACAGAAUGUCCUCCUUUGGUGAUUGGAUAGCUUUAAGUAACAUUGUGGAUGUUCCAACCGCCAAAAUAAUCUCCAAAGAAGUCAGUGAUGGUGUCAUUGCUCCAGGCUAUGAACCAGAAGCUUUGGAAUUGUUGAAGAAAAAGAAGAAAGGUAAGUAUUGUGUUUUACAAAUUGAUCCAACUUACACUCCGGAACCUACUGAAACUAGACAAGUUUAUGGUGUUAGUUUACAACAAAAGAGAAACGAUGUUAUUAUCAAUAGCUCUACAUUCAAGGAAAUUGUUUCAAAAAACAAAACUUUACCUGAACAAGCAGUCGUUGAUUUAACUGUUGCUACUAUUGCUCUAAAAUACACUCAAUCCAACUCUGUGUGUUAUGCUAAGAACGGUAUGGUUGUUGGUUUAGGUGCUGGUCAACAAUCCAGGAUACAUUGUACUAGAUUAGCCGGUGACAAGUGUGACAACUGGUGGUUUAGACAACACCCAAGAGUUUUAGGUUUUAAAUGGGCCAAAGGUGUUAAGAGACCAGAAAAGUCUAAUGCAAUUGAUUUAUACGUUACCAAUCAAAUUCCAACCACUGAACCAGAAAAAUCUGAAUAUGAAUCUAAAUUUGAAGUUAUUCCAGAGCCUUUAACCGAAAAGGAGAGAAAAGAAUGGAUGGCCAAACUAACCAAUGUUGCUUUGAGUAGUGAUGCUUUCUUCCCAUUCCCAGAUAAUGUUUACAGAGCUGCUAGAAGUGGUGUCAAAUAUAUUGCAGCCCCAUCAGGCUCUGUUAUGGACCAAGCUGUUUUCAAUGCUGCUGAUUCUUUUGAUCUUGUUUAUGUAGAAAACCCAUUCCGUUUAUUCCAUCAUUGA
Molecule: messenger RNA, 1785 nt
Organism: Saccharomycodes ludwigii
Lineage: Eukaryota; Fungi; Ascomycota; Saccharomycetes; Saccharomycodales; Saccharomycodaceae
Exons: 1
Coding region: 1-1785 (594 amino acids)
Biological process (GO): 'de novo' IMP biosynthetic process
Cellular component (GO): cytosol
Molecular function (GO): phosphoribosylaminoimidazolecarboxamide formyltransferase activity; IMP cyclohydrolase activity
Source: RefSeq, a predicted model, not a curated record